Molecule: messenger RNA, 3188 nt
Organism: Fukomys damarensis (Damara mole-rat)
Lineage: Eukaryota; Metazoa; Chordata; Mammalia; Rodentia; Bathyergidae
Gene: Cenpc
Product: centromere protein C
Exons: 21
Coding region: 270-3113 (947 amino acids)
Biological process (GO): attachment of mitotic spindle microtubules to kinetochore; spindle attachment to meiosis I kinetochore; kinetochore assembly
Cellular component (GO): kinetochore
Molecular function (GO): centromeric DNA binding
Source: RefSeq, a predicted model, not a curated record
UAGCCCGUGUUGCGCUUGCGCGGCCCGUUCAAACUUCGUAGUGCGCGGGGUGGCCUAGUUUUGGAGGGCCGAACUAAUGGGCCAGGAACCUCCGAAUCUGUCCCCUGCUGGCUCCGCGCUGUCGCCCCGGCCGCUAGACCUUUUCCUGGGGUUUCUGCGUCUCCGUCUGCUGCGAGCCCCGAGCCUCCGUCGGUGCCCCGCCUCCUCGCGCCGUUGCAGGCUUGGGAUUCAUCCUCCGCCCGCCUGCGCAGGCAGAGCGGAGCCGGAACAUGGCGGCGUCAGGCCUGGAUCAUCUCAAAAAUGACUACCGAAGAAGAUUUUGCCGACCUUCCAGGGUACCUGACAUUAAUACUAACCAAAACCAGAACAUGCUGGAAAUCUUACAAAACUGCUUUGAAGAAAAAAGUCUCUUUGAUGAUAUUAUUACAAAUUCUACAAAAUCAGUGCUUUAUUCAACACCCAAAAUGAAAAACAGUUGUACUGAGUCAUCAGGCAAAGAUUGCCAGAAAUCACAUCCAAGGUCAUUUCCAGUUUCUUCAAGAGAGAAAGAAGCCUCUCUACAAGGCAUUGUAGAACCCAAUGAAGCUGCCAGCGAAUCAGUUCAGGCUCAUGAAAUUUAUCAGAAAGUUCUGGCAGCUGAUGUUUGCUCUAAAAGAACACCUGACUUAACAAAAAACUCAGGUAAAAAACUAAAUGUUCUUUGUGCUGAAGCUGAUGAAGAAUUUUACAUAUCGGUUGGAUCGCCAGCUGUUCCUUUGCACGAAAAACCAUCUAAAUCGCAAAAUGAUAUUUCAUCUGCUCAAAAGAGAGAAACUUAUACUUUUGGAAAUUCAGUAAAUAUGCUGUCGUCAAGGACAGAGAUUUCUCUUAAAACCAAAAAAAGGUUAAACUUUGAAGAUAAAGAUAUUUUGAAAAAAGUAGAGAGAGAGACUAAUAAGUCAGAAGUAGAAGAUAAAAUAUCAGGACAAGAAGAAAGGAAACUAUCAGAAACAUCUCCAAAAAGAGUACAAGAUACGGAAUAUGAAAUUCAAUCACAAACUAAAAAGAGUUUUUCAACAUUGUUUUUAGAAACUGUAAAGAGAAAAGGCGAACCCAGUCCCAUUGUUAGGCAUACAGCAUCGGCUCCAUCUCAUUCAUCUCCUCCAAAUGUUACAAAGUUGUUGGAAGAUGAAUUUAUAAUCGAUGAGUCAGAUAGAAGUUUUGUCUCUCAGUCUUGGAUUACAAUACCAAGAAAGAGUAGACCUUUGAAACAACAUACAAUAUCCUCUGUUGAGAGUACUGCAGUCCUUCAAUGUAAGAAGGCAAGAGAACAUGAGAGUGUAUUACCUGUGACUCUGACAAAUGACAAACAUUUACAUAAAACUCACCCAGAAGAGAAAUCUGAGCCCCCUAAUGAAAAGAAACCAAGUACAAGUUGUACUUUGAUAGAUGAAUUGGAAAAUUCUGAGAAAGCUGAAAAACCAUCUGGAAACAAAAGAACUACAAAGCAAAAACAGAAAAGAAAAUUGAAGACUAUUGUAGUUGAAGAACAGCUUGAUACAGGACAGUCUAAUGAUGAAAAUAUGUCACAUAUUGCCCAUGACAAGUUACCAGGAAAUUCAAACAGAACUAUUGAAGGUUGUGGAGAGAUGAGAAAUGGUCACAAUGCCAAAAAAGAGAUGCCUCCUGUGGAACAUAUGAAAACAAAAUGUAGCACCAAAAAAGACAAGAAAGAAUCCAGAAAGAAGCAUUUUUCCAGUGAGUCUAAGAGGAAAAAAAUUGUACCUGAAGAAAUAACUUCAACUGUCACAAGAAGUCACAGAAUUUCCAGGCGUCCAUCUGAUUGGUGGGUGGUAAAUGCAGAGGAAAGUCCUGUUCAUAGCAAUUCAGUAAAAAAUGAUGUAUCGGUGUAUCACAGCACUAGGCAAGAACCUGCUAAGAAAACAAAUCAGUCAUCUAAGAAAAUUGUGAAAAAAACUAUUCUAUCAAAAAGACAGAAGGCAUCUACUCAAGGCAACUCAAGAGUACAAAAGCUUUUAAAUGUUAAAGGUUCUCGAAGUAUUUUUGACCUUGAUGAAGUUUCCAGUUGUCCGCAGAAUGAGCCAUUGGAAAAUGCCCAGAUAGACCUGAUUAAGAAAAAAAACCUUGAUUGUUCCAGAACAACAGGACUCUCCAAAGAUCAAGAUGUUAUUAUGUCCACAGAGAAUGUUCAUCUAAAGUCUCCGACCAGUGAAGAUACAUGUAGGACACCAGUAGAGGCACCAGUGGAUUCUGGAGAGUCUGAAACUUCAGUUUUAGAAGAAAGUGGACCUUCUAGGCUGAAGAAUUAUUUAAUAUCUGGAAAGAAUAAUUCUGAUGUGAAUAAUGCAGUUCAAGAAAAUUUAGCUGCCUCCAAGGCCCACUGCUAUGAGAAAGUUUUCAACAAAGACGAUUUGAGAGUAAAAAGAUACAAAGUGGCAUCAAGGAAUGAAAUGCAUCAUAAAUUAGUAUUACCCUCCAACACACCAAAUGUUCGCAGGACCAAGAGAAUACGUUCAAAACCUUUGGAAUACUGGCGAGGAGAACGAGUAGAUUAUCAAGAAACACCAUCAGGAGGACUUGUGAUUGGUGGAAUACUAUCCCCAGAAACAGUAAUAUCUAAACGGAAGGCAAAAGGAAACGUGGGAAAAGACAACAAAAUAGAUAAUAGGAAAAGGAUCUGUCUCGAUAACGUUGAAAAAAAAAGUAAAUUAGUGGUAAAUCUGGGAAUACCCUUAGGAGAUCCUUUCCAGCCAACUCAAGUAAAGGACCCAGAAACAAGAGAGAUUAUUUUCAUGGAUCUUAUAAGGCCACGAGAUACAUACCAAUUUUUUGUUGAGCAUGGCAAGUUAAAAGUAUAUAAAACAUUGGACACACCCCUUUUUUCUACUGGGAAAUUGAUAUUAGGACCCUAUGAAGAAAAGGGAAAGCAGCAUGUUGGUGAAGAUAUACUGGUUUUUUAUGUUAAUGUUGGUGACCUUUUGUGUACCUUACAUGAAACACCUUAUGCGAUAACGACUGGGGAUUCAUUCUAUGUUCCUUCAGGUAAUUACUACAACAUCAAAAAUCUCCUGAAUGAGGAAAGUAUACUUCUUUUUACUCAAAUAAAGAGAUGAAACGACGAGGCAAAUUUAAAUAGGGGUAUAUGUGGUGUGUGUGUGUGUGUGUGUGUGUGUGACAUGUAUAUAUAU